This is a messenger RNA of Trichobilharzia regenti, 951 nucleotides long. The record is from the annotation of a GenBank genome assembly. Lineage: Eukaryota; Metazoa; Platyhelminthes; Trematoda; Strigeidida; Schistosomatidae.
AUGAAUAAAGUAGCACAAUUCAUGAAGUCAUUACCUGGCCUAAUACUUAUAUUAACACUAGUAACCUUAUUGGGUGCAUUGUUAUUUCAAAAGAUUGAAGGUCCAUAUGAAACUCAUUCCAGGACACAUGUAUCUAAGACAAGACAAAAAAUUUUUAUAUUAGCACAACAAUUAGCUAAAAAAGGUGAAAAUGCAGACUGGUCAAAAUUAGUUGCACAAGUUGAUAGAUAUCGUGAAAAAUUAUAUGAAGUAUGGCAAUCUGGUACAGAUGAAUUAACUAUUGAUAUACCGACAAAAUGGAAUUUUUGGGGAAGUAUUUAUUAUUGUUUUACACUGUUUACAACUAUCGGUUAUGGUAAUGUGUUUCCUUCUACUGUCGGUGGUAAACUGUUAACUAUUUUAUAUGGUAUAAUUGCUAUACCAUUAUGUAGUCUUCUUAUCGGUAGAAUAUCAAACGUGAUUAUUCGACUGACAAAAGCAAUUUAUUAUAUGACACUGGAUCCUUCUGGAGUACCAGUUGGUUUAAGGGAAACUUAUCAUCGUAUUGAUGCAACUUUCGAUUUUCGAGUGCUUCCAUCCAUUUUGGCAUUUAUUGUCUACUUGUCUAUUGGAGCAGGAAUUUAUGCUUAUAUUGCUGGACAAAAAGAGUUAGAAUGGACUGCUUUAGAUUUAGUAUACUUUGCAUUUAUAUCAAUAACGACUGUUGGUUUUGGCGAUUUAGUCCCAGAAACAGAUGUAUUUCUAGCAAUUUUCUCAAUUGUAUACAUAGUUAUUGGUUUGGCAAUGACUGGUAUUGUAUUUGGUCGGUUAACCGAAGCAUUUGAACAAAAAUUCUGUGGUCAAACUGUUGAUUUGACUGGAGAAAAUCUUACGAAAACUGACCAACAUGUUAUUGCUUCCUCGCAACGUUUACAAGCCAAAAGAACAGCAACACAUUUAAAACAAACAUAA